Messenger RNA from Acanthaster planci (crown-of-thorns starfish), 4652 nucleotides. Its product is annotated as sodium/potassium-transporting ATPase subunit beta-1-interacting protein 1-like. NCBI's taxonomy places the organism in Eukaryota, Metazoa, Echinodermata, Asteroidea, Valvatida, Acanthasteridae. Gene Ontology annotation, biological process: regulation of sodium ion transport. The record is from RefSeq and is a predicted model, not a curated record.
CAUUUCCCCCAUCUACGGUUUAAGUUACUAGCCAUUUUCGUAAGAUAAAUUAAUUUAUUCCUGUAAAUUUGGAAGUUAGUUAUUAACUUGCGCAAUUUGAAAAAUAAUUUGUAAAUUAUAGAACUACAUCGGUGGAAUUUUCUCAACCCUUGACCCAAAGUAUGUGGCGCGUAGGUAAACAAUCCAUAUCAAUGAUGAAAAUGAGUAAGCUGAUCAAGAUGUAGGAAGCUUGAUGGUGAAGAAGGUCGCGGUUGGAGGAAGCGAUUACAGCAUUUAAAAUACAGAUUUCUGUCAAGAUGGGAUGCUGUACGGCGAGAUGUACGCUGAUGACCAUAUGUGCGCUGCAAAUGCUUGCUUCAGUGGAGCGGUUCGUCUUUGAUAUAGUUGGUUACAUGUGGACGCCGGUGCUGGUCGGGGUCAUUGACAUCAUCAUCAUCUUGUUUGGCAUAUUUGGCAUUCACCAGUACAGGCCCAAGUUUAUUUACCUGUAUGGCAUUUGGCACAUCCUUUGGAUAGGAUGGAACAUCUUUGUUAUUUGUCUGUACCUGGAAGCUGGAGUCCUCACAUUACAGAAAAACAGCAAUAUCCUAAACAUGGGUACCAACGCCAACAGCUGGUGGCUGUCACACGGCUUUGGCUGCAAUGUGACAACCAGAUCCACCACCACCUUCAUUGACAGCACUAAGGUGGAAGAGAAUGACGAGGUGUUAGCUGUGCAGGGCUGCGUGCUGGACGGGCGGUACACAGAGGUCAUACAUGCAGGCGUGCAGAUCUUAUUAGCGAUAAUGGGAAUAAUUGGUGCUGUUUUGGUAAAUGUCAAGUUUGCAGAGGAAGAAGAUAGUUUUGAUUUUAUCGGGGGGUUUGAAUCCAACUAUGCCAGCUACAAUUCACAUGCCCAGGAGAAGGAGUCUGAUGUCCCUAUGCAACCAGUCUACAUACACAGAGGCAUCCACUGAUCAGAUCUCAGCUGCUGUAACCAUGGAGAUGGAGAUGAUUCCCAUGGUGACCGUGUCUCAGAUUGAAUCAGGGCCAAGGUGCACUUCCCCCCCGCCGUGGUAACAAACAUAAUUGACUAAUUUUAUGCUGAUGGGAGAUGUGAUAGUACUGCUUCAUGCGUUCCACUGCCAAGCUAGAAUGGAGUGUUCUAGAAUUCACCCCGGGACUUUAUAAUUAUUACACGUAGUCUUUAUAAAAGAGUUAAAACAGCCAGAGGCAGGGAAAGCCAUUAUGCUUGCUGUUGUCACUUGGCUCAUCACCGGCAUUUUGCUACUCAGGCAAGCUGUUGAGGUCUUGACCCCUUGUGUAUGUUAUAAUGAGACCAUCAAUCUAUUCAGGAUUUUCUGUCUCCAAAUAUCCCCAAAUUUUGCCUCCAAGUAUCCUCAAGUUUUGGGCAGAGUAUUCCUGCUAGUGUCAACCUCCUAUGAAGUGCCCUGCCGUAUUUGGCCUUUUUGAACUCAAGUUUGAGAGGGGUUCGUCAUUAGAUGAUAAGUAUGUAGUACAACGUGUCAAGCAUAGCAAUGAUUGAUUUACUACAAAAGAAAGGCGGACCACUGAGGAAGUGGGGGCGUGGCCUUGGUUUAAAGGGGAGCGUCAUGACAACAGUGGAUUAACCCUAACCCUGCCAGACGCAGCACAGUCUAUCAGGGGAAAAAGUCUCAUGCACUGGGAAAUCAACAACAGCCGAACAAACUGGCCGUGUUGAUACAAUGGAAGCUAGUCCUAUUGAACCAUGCCACUGUUGGAUCUUUUGGUGACUGGCAACCAUAGACUCCCAGGCUGUUUGGCCUCUAAGAGAGUAGGACCUGUUGGAUCUUGUUACACUGGGCAGGCACAAAUGAUGCCAAUGAUGAGUCUAGCAGGGUUUGUUACCAAAGUAGGAUGGGGGUUAGGGUUAAUGACUGCUACAUGUAUCUCAUAUGAUUGCCAUCACUGACAUGAGAGUGACCAUUCAGACCAGAGUGUGGACGCUCACAAACUUGACUGGGAACGGGUUGAUCUUCAGGUUUUUUCCCAAAUCAUGCGGAGGUUAAAUCAAGAUUUCAUAGGCGAGUUUUGUGAACUAACACAGAGUGCUUCUUCAUGAACCGUGGUCUACCAGCUCCUUCAAAAUUCAGCAGAAGGUGUCAAAAGAUUUUGUAGGAUUGAGGAAGAAUACAGCAACCACUAUAGGGUAUGGUUGGUUUCCGACAAAGUGGUUGAGUUUUGACAAUACAGGAAGGUUGGAAGGAAAGAUGUAGGAGCUCAUUAGAAAGCUAGAACACCGCAUGACUGUACAUACGUGUAUGCAAAUGAUACGUUGCUAUGGAAUACCUUAUCUGUAUAUAUUACAUGUAAAUACAUUACAUGUAGAAUUGCGUUGGAGAUCUCAUUUGUAAACAGUUCACACAAAAUGUAUUUAUUUUUGUGUAUAUUUUCUUGGAAGCUUGUGAACACGCUCGUGCCUGUACAUGUAGAUGUGUAAAAAGUGUGUGUGUUUGUCAGAAAAGUGUGAGCGCUGUUCAGUGCAUAUUAUCUGGUUUGUCCAUUUACAAAUAUGGCGAAGUCAAAGAGAGGAAUUUCUCCUUUCAUUCAGAAGAUUUUUUUUUUUCGUCUUUUUUCAGGUGGAAUAGUAAACAAAACCCAAAUUAUGCUGCUGUAUGGGCAAAAGUGAAAAGAAGUCACAACUUUGCCAUCAGUUAAAUUUCUGUCUGAUAAAAGCUAGAUAGGAAUUGGGAAAAGCCUGGAAAAACUGAAAACUGAUGGUGCGUUAACUUUUUGUGGCACCGUUAAAGAAGAGUACUGAAUGCACAGAUAAGUUCUGGACGGACCUGAAUUCACUCCAAGUUACUUUAUCUCACCUGUAGAUGAAAAGGAACACAAACAACAGUUGAAGUGCCACAAUGUUUGCCAUUGCAAAGAAUAUUAAAAGCAAAACUUUGGUGUUGGAGCAAUUGUUAAUGCAAAUGUCUAAAGAAUUCCCCACCAUUUUUGUACGAUUUGUUCAGUUUGUAUUCAGUGUAUAUUUGUGAUUUCACUUUAAACAAAAAAAAGAUGUGCAAAUGUGCAAACACUAAAUGAGAAUUUCUCAAGAAAGGGGUAGAGGCUUUCCAAACUUAUUUUUGGUCAGAAUACAAAAAAGACAGUAGAUUGGAAGAUGCAGCUGGUUGUCUCAAAAUGGAGAUGUGUUUAACACAAGUCAGCAAGGAAAACUUCAACUGAAAUGGGUAUCUUCAGUAACUAUGUGAUAAACGCUAGCGUAUUCAUUGGCUUCCAUUUUGAGACAUUUGUGAAGUGACACAAAUCACCAACAAUGGGCAGUAACUACAUGUACCGUAUUGUGAAAGUUGACAUUUUUGUGCUUUCUGUUGUAGUCAGAUAGAUAUUUGAUUUCUGCAGGCCAAACUUGAAAUUUUAUACACAAAGAAAAUAUGACACCAUCUUGGGUGCAGACAUAAUUUUGAACACAAAGAUGAUUUGACACCAACCUUGGUGGAGACAUUCUUGAAUUAAUAUUCAUGUUGUAGAACAUAAUUAAAAAAAGAUUGAAUGUAUUCUGAAUAAUGUACAUGUACUCUAAAUGCAAUGUGCACACAAUAGACAGCUACAGUACUUUUUAUCACGAGUAGGAUGCAUUAAUCAUCAGCAAAAUUCAUGUGCAGCGCAAAUGCGCAUGGCUGCCUGGUGUUUAGACAAAGCAAAACAAAUUACUUAUUUGCUAAUAGGUUUGCACAGUUUUAGAAUAUAGAUGCACAUAUGCAGAUAGUCAUGGAAAAUCUCCAUGGAAGUUUUCCCUUAGUCCGUGGAGAAGCAGGUGUCACUUUGCACAGCGAGUCAGUGCUGGAGAUAUUUUGUAAAUCACUUCAUGGCUGCACAGUAGUACAUGUAAUUUACCAAAUACAUUUAUAUGGUGUAAUACUUGUACAUGUAAAUAACUUGACGAUAUAUUCAAGAACAAAUUAACUUUUUGAUAUUUACAUGUGCAUGUAUACACAUAUACAGGUUAACACCUAGAUAUGUAUGUGGCCAGUACUGUUUACAUUUUCUUGUACAUGUAUAUACAUAUCAAGUUCAUGUAUGGUUAUGAUUUUGUAAGAAGACCUCAAUCUUUUCCAGACGUUAACUUGAGAAGGAACAAUUUUGGCACAGAAUUUACUGGUACUAAUUAACUACUGUUGGUAGUAGGGUGGUGUUUAUACUGAAUGGGACAGUUCUUUGUAUUUGUAAUAAUUAAUGUUAAAGUCACAUCUAGAAAUUAAAGUGCAAUGUUUGUGUAGGCUGCGUUAAUUUUUUUUUGGUACCAAUUUUUUUUUGUCUGUUCACUUAGAAUUUGUAGUUUUGGUUGAAUGAUAUAUUUUUACCUGUUUUGGAAGAACAGCAAUAUACAAUUACAAGAAAUUUUCUUGUAACUACAUGUACAGUGCUAGUGUGAGUUAAUUAAUCCUGUAUUUUAAUUCUGGUACACCUUUGCUUUUUAAGAUGGUACUUUUUAUGUCUGUCUGAGCAAACCGAAAUACUGACCGUGUUCUGAUAGUGUGUGGAGAGUUUUGUAAUACCGUCUUUGUUAACACAGCAUUUCAGAUCACAGAUGCAUAUAUUGUCUACUCUUGUUAUAAAGAAUUGUCCAAACAAAUGGUAUUGUAAAGAAUGAAUUCUUAAAAUUCCAAUUUCUUGAA